GCGGAAGUUGCAAGAAGUUGAAGGUUGGUCUUGGCAGACAGACAGCAGUCCACGUCCAAGUCUUAACUCUGCGAAAAUACAAGCACGAAUUUACACUUCCGUGAUACAAGCGAGCACAAACCAUAACGACAUCUUUGUCAGCAAAGAUCUCUGAAGCUCUGACCUAUAUACCGCCUGAAAUCAAAUCCAUUGUCGUUAUCCCAAUACGUAGUGUUGUGUAGCCGCGAGCAUCGCUUGAACGUGAUAACCUUUACCUUUGCUAGGUGAGAGGUCAAGGCAAUUUUCAUUGUCGUCUGCAGGUGUCGUGUGGAGCACGACUUUCAACGAUUCACUUUUAUUAGGAUGUCGUCGAAAGUGUUUAGAGCUGCUGGAUUCCUGACAUGGAGGUGGGGUCACAAAAUUUGGAGCCCUUCUUCCUUUUCUAUUCUAAAUGAUAUGCGUCAUGUCAGCAGCAGUGUCGCAGGUGACGAGCAAGACAGCCGUUCCAGCCGCGAGCAACAAAAUUUUAGGAACGCAGCAAUCGCAGCAGUCGGAACAGCAUGUUUGCUUGGAGGAACCUUUUUCUGGAAGCUGAAGAAGGACAAGGUGAAGGCUUCUGAAGAUGUGGAAGCAGGAAACAUCCGUCCUGGUCUUCCUACUUACACGCUUGAUGAUGUUGCUAGGCAUAAAACAAAGGAAACUGGCAUUUGGGUGACCUUCAAGAAUGGAGUUUAUGAUAUCACCGAAUAUGUCUCCAGCCAUCCAGGUGGUUCCAAGAUCCUGCUGGCAGCAGGAGGAUCCGUGGAACCUUUUUGGGAUCUUUAUGCAGUCCACAAACACUCAGACAUAUUGAGCACUGUGGAGAGCUUUCGGAUUGGUAACAUCACAGAAUUGCCUAAAGUGGAAUCCUUCUCAAAGGAGGAUCCUUAUGCCAACGAUCCACCUCGAAGCCCUCUCCUUAUUCCAAGUUCAAAGAAACCAUUUAAUGCUGAACCACCUGCAGAACUUUUGGUUGAUAACUACUUGACACCUAAUGAUUUGUUUUUUGUCAGAAACCACCUUCCGGUCCCAAAUAUUAAUCCUCGCAGCUUCACAUUGGAAGUCCAGGGACCAAAGAAGGAAUUGAAACUCAGUAUAAAUGACCUUAAGAAGCAGUUUAAGAAAAAGUCUGUAGUUUCUGUUGUACAAUGCGCAGGCAAUCGCCGUAGUGAGAUGUCAACAUCAAAGCCAGUCAAGGGGCUGAACUGGGGAUCAGCUGCAAUUGGAAAUGCAGAGUGGUCUGGGGUUGCCCUCAACGACAUACUGGCACAGAGUGAAAUAAAUCUGGAGAAAACUGACAAAAAGCAUUUGGUCUUUGAAGGCUUAGACAGAGGGCCUGAUGGAUCUUUCUAUGGAGCUUCACUCCCAAUAGAAUUGGCAAUAUUACUGAAAGAUGAAAUCAUUGUUGCAUAUGAAAUGAAUGGAAAAGAGCUGCCUCGAGAUCAUGGUUACCCACUGCGAGUCAUCAUUCCGGGGGUUGUAGGUGCCCGCCAGGUGAAGUGGCUGAAUAAAAUCUAUCUCAGUGAUGAGGAAAGCGAGAGUCAUUGGCAAAGGCGGGACUACAAGGGUUUCAACUGUUCUGUGGACUGGCACAAUGUAGAUUUUGAUUCCUCUGUCGCAAUUAUGCAGCUUCCAGUCAUCUCAGCCAUUUGCGACCCCCCUGCUGGAGCAGAACUGGAGGAGGGUGCUGAAGAUGUCACCGUCCGAGGAUACGCUUGGAGUGGAGGAGGAAGAGCCAUUAUUCGGGUGGAUGUUUCUGCUGAUGGAGGGAAAACCUGGCAUGUAGCGUCAAUUCAGCCCAACGGCCAGAGUCAGUACAAGGCAUGGGGCUGGUCAUUGUGGGAGGCAACCAUCCCUUUGCCACCAGAUCAUAAAGGGGAGGUAGAGCUGGUGUGCAAAGCAGUUGAUGUAGCAUACAAUGCACAGCCAGACAGAGUGGAAGGCAUCUGGAAUUUGCGAGGUGUUUUGAGCAACGCCUGGCACCACGUCAAAGUGAUUGUGCCACCAUCCUCAUAAAUAAAUUACAAUAUUGAUGGGAGACAUAGAUGUAAGUUGUUUAACCAAAUACCAGAAUGUACGGACAAAUCCUCGAGAUUUCACAACCAAAUUUUGAUUGCUGUAAAGAAUUUAUUGUGGACAUAAUCGUGCUACAUAUUUCGUGUUAAUUAAUAAUGAUUUCUAUCAUGUGUGAUGAUGUCAGGGAAGUUUAACAUGCUGGACCCAGGCUAUUUACUGCAAAAUUCUAAUAUGGACCAGAUGACUAUAGCUGCAUUUAAAGUACUGAAUUCAAAUAGUGAUUUGUUUUCCUGUUUGUUUAAGAUGUGUCAGUUAAUGGUAAGAGCUGAGAGAUUUUCUUGUAUAAUUUUAUAAUAAUAGUUCUAUAAUUUCUUCUUUCAUUUGAAGCUGACCAUUUGCAUUUAUUUUAAGAUGAUGUUACUGGCUUUGUUCACUGUUUGGUCUCUUGAGUUCUUUGAAUAUCACAUGAGGAGUAAGCAAUGCUAUUAUCCUGCAGCUUAUUUCUUGUCGCAACGUUAUAUGACAGCUGAAAGUACAUAUUUUUGUUUUAAAUGCCAGGGUUUCAGAUCUUUAAAGUGUCUAGUCAACAGGCCUCAUUAGGGAGAAGUAUUAAAAAUGGCCAGUCACCAUUUGCAGGGGUAUUAGAGCUACUGAUUGUCUGAUGUAAGUAAAUAUAUGAGAGUGAAAUAAAAUAGAUAUGGGGAGAGAAUGCAGCAAACGCACACAAAUGAUGAUGACCAUAAAUGGUGUAUUUUCAUACUUACCUCAGUUCCUGAAUCAUAUGUAUCAGAGUAGGCAAUCCAAGUAAAUAUAUAAAAGCUAAGAAACAUGAGAGAAGAACUUUGAAAAUCAUUGUAUCAAUUUCAUAAAUAUCGUGUUGUUUAUUGGAUGAUCAUUAGGGUGUAUCUGGAAUUAUUCAGAUUGUUAUGAAGUGUUUACACGGGACCACAUAUAUUAUCACUGUUUUGGAUAUUUGAUGAUUGUUGAUUUUUGAGACAUCUACAUUUAACGAUAUGUGAUAUGCGAUAUGUUGCUUCCCUAUGCUCCACUAGGGGUGAAUAGGAACAAGAGAGAAGAGAGAUAUACGAAUGUGAGUUGGAUAAAAUGUUUUUAACAAUAACUUUGUUGAGUGUGCUAUGGUUCUGAAGUAUUAUUUCAUUCUAAUUACUUACAGCAUCACACAUUUCAAGUAUUUAUCAUUAAAAAAAGUGUUUAUUGGUGUAAUGUGGUCAUUUAAUACAGAAAAGCAACUUUGCUGAAUAUGUUGUGGUCGCGGAAAAUUAUUUCAUUUUAAUUACACUACAGUAGCACCUAUUCAAAGUAAAUAUUAUUAGACAAAAUCCUUAAUGGUGUCAUGUGAUCAUGAUUGGAAAAGCAAUGUUGUUGAGUAUUCUGUUGUUCUAAAGCAUUAUUUGUUAUAAUUAUGUUACAGCAACACAGUAGAUGUUUAUUGGAAUGUUUAUUUAUGUAAUAUGAAUGUGAUUGCUUAAUGUAGUACAAUUGCAUAAUUAACAGCUUAAAACUGCAUGUUUUUUACUUUUCUGUGUGGCAUAAACUGUUGUAGCUCAGCCCUGUCAUGUGUGUGCAGGAAGAUUUGUAUGACUAGUAGACUUUUUGAUGAACUUGGUGUUUGUAUUGAGAUGAUACAUCCCAUAAGUCAUAUGAAGAUGUAUGCUAUAUAAACCAAUCGAUCAGUCCUCUCUGUGCCAUCUGGCACGAGAGGCGACAGCAAGCGACAUUCCAUCUGGUUCUGUUUGCUGCUGCUUUGGGUAAUGUCUUGAGUGAUAGGCCUCUACAGUUGAAGUUUUUGAGGGUUUGCCUGUCUCUUUGGGCCAUCCUUUUUUCCUGAGGUGUCCAUUGCAGGUCCGCUAUGGGGAUUGAGUCUGGAGUCAUGUGGCACACAUGUUAUAGUCAUCACCAGUGCUGCAGUUGGAUUUUUCUGCCAAGGUGCGUGGCCCUGCCUUAUAUGGCAUAUAUAUGGUAAUAUAUUUUACAAAUGAAGAGAAUGCCAUAAAUAGCUAGACUGAUCACUGUACCAAGUGAAGAUGUAAAUUAUGACGGCUGUACUAAAGUCCCAACAUGCUCAAGGAAGCAAAACAAGAAUCAUGUAUUUUUUUUUUUUCUUUAUCAUUAUUUAGAUGUAUAAGCAUCUAUUGGACAUCAGUGACAUCCUGUAAACAACUCAAGCUACUGAAGUCCACCUAUAAAAUGUAUUUUUGAAUGUUAUUUCUCUUUUUUGUAUUGUUUUUGGUUAGGCUUGUCUGGCCAUAUUAGAUAUUUCAAGAACCUGGCACAGACUCAACAGAUCUUAAAAACAUUUUAUAUGUAAACAAUAUUUUGAUACAUAUUAAGUAUUUACUUGAUGCACAAUUUCUUAUAAUACUAGUUCAUUUAACCAACAGCUUACAUUGUCAGAUAUGACAAGGCCUUGUGUUUCCUCUAUGCUUAGAUGCCUUUUCUGCAUUUAAGGUUUCCAAAAAUAGACUGGCUGGUCCACAGUCAUGCUUAUUUUUGCAUAUUUUAAGAUGUAUUAUUUGUGGCUUAAACAUACUCUCCCUCUGUGCCUUGCUGUUCACCUAUUACAUGAAAAAGUAUUUUGACUUACAUGUUUAAAUAUAUUUGAAACUUUAUUAAAAAAAACAGGCCAGUCUCUAUGACUAACCAGAUUGUUAUUUAAGGUUCAGAUAUCACCUUAAAAUUUAUUUUACAGAGAACUGUUAUGAUUUGUUUUAAAAUAAAAAAAAACCUUGCCAUUGUUAAAAGUGUUACAGCACAUUACGGAUAAUAUUUGCAUGCCUUGCAGAUUGAUGUGGAAUUCUGCAGUUUUUCUCACAUGUAUUUCACAAGUACAUUUUUUUCUCUGUAAUGCAUAUUUUUUAAUGAAUUAUUGUGUACUGUAGUGUGAGGUUUCUCUGAAGUUCAUGCUGUAAAAGCUUCAUUGAUUUCAUCCUGUUUUGUGAAGUGUUGAUAAAAUGAACUUUUAAUUUUGGCACACACACACUUGCACACACGCAGCCACAUGUGGACUAGCAUGAACUAUUUCAAACUUUGUUCUUUCAUUACAGAUUUCUGAAAUUAAGCCUACUCUUUUGGUUGUGCUUUAAAUUAUUUUGGAUCCUGUAAUGUUGUUGUAAAACAUAAUAAAUGUUUCUUGGUAA
Molecule: messenger RNA, 5192 nt
Organism: Pomacea canaliculata
Lineage: Eukaryota; Metazoa; Mollusca; Gastropoda; Architaenioglossa; Ampullariidae
Product: sulfite oxidase-like
Cellular component (GO): mitochondrion
Molecular function (GO): heme binding; molybdenum ion binding; oxidoreductase activity
Source: RefSeq, a predicted model, not a curated record